GUAUAUUGAAAAUGCAACUGAAGGCACCACUUGUUUGUAUAGAUAGCCUCGGUAUUAUUUGAGGGUGGGACUAUACUUCUUGGGUGCUGUGUAUUCAUUCCUAAAAUGAUUGGGAUAGAAGUAAAGGGACGCUUAAAUCAAUACGUAAAAGCCAUCCUGCGCAACGUAGUUGACGAAAAUGUGAUUGUCUUCUACCCGGAAAAAAAUGAAGAGGAACAGGUUCCGAUCAAAAAUGUGCGACUACCCCCAACUUCCGAACGAGAUGUUCAUCCUGGACAAAACGGGGAAGCCCUAUUUUCCGUCGUGACCGAUCAGACUCCAGGUUCAUCUAGUAAUACAAUUACACUGACUGGCCGUUGGGGCGAUGAAACUAAUAGUAAACCGGAAGUUGAACUCAUACUGGAUGAUCAGCUGAAUUAUCUCCCUAUUCCAUCUUGGUGGCCUUGUCGUGUUGUCAAGAUUCGAGAUGAUGUCGCAGUAGUGAAGUUAAAUGUAUCACCACCGGCCGAUGCAACGCCCUCAGAAAUUUCACUUUGUACACACCUUUCUACUGUCACCGAGAUCGUAAGUCGUAAGUCUCUACGUCAGCCCAGUGAUGACUGCCCAUGUCUGUCACCUGAUAUCAUUCACCGGCAUCGUAUUGAAAUUCCAAAGGAAUUGGCAGACUUUGCUUCUGAUCCUUCUGUCCACCAUGACUUUUUGCGCCAUUGUGGUGGCCCUGUAAGCCUACACUACGAUAAUGAGUCUUCCUGUUUGGUCGUGUUAACGACAGACCCUGUAACAGCCAAGAAUGUUGCCUUGUUGGAAGAUACUCAUUUAAGGAUGUUGCGCCAAAAAUGGGCCCUAACUCGAAGUCUUCGGCAAACUAUUCGAAAUCUUGAGGUCAAUCGCGGACCAGAUGUAUCACGACCAGGUGGGUCAAAAAACUGCAGUGACUGGAACAGUGAUCCUAGUCUAUUUGUUGAAAAGUUUUUUGUUCCUCAACAUCUCAUGGGUUUAGCUAUAGGUGCUCGUGGUGUAAAUAUUCGUGCUGCAAGAGAAAUUCCCGAUGUAAUCCGUAUCGAGUCAUGGGAACCGUGUGAAUAUAAUGCAAGAAAUAAUGACCCUGUCGAUAAUUCUGGAGAUUAUGGUGAAGCUGCGAUGUUUGUUAUAGAAGCCAAGACUCCGGAAGCUGCAAAACAAGCUCGAGCUAAAUUGGAAUACUCCGAGCUAUAUUUAGGUGUUCCACGUCGUUAUGUAGGACGUUUGAUCGGAAAAAGAACCUCAAAUAUUAUGUCCAUUAUUCGUAAAUCUGGUGUUGUUCACAUUCAUUUCGAUGAUCAUAUUGAAGGCUCCGUGUCUCUCAGCGAUGAUAAUAACCAAACUGAUGUUAUUAAGUAUUCCCAUCCAGGGCAUCCUUUAGCAAGCACAAUGCGACGAGUCUUUCUAAAGGCUGGAAGUGCUCAAACAUCCUCACAACCAUAUACAGAUGAGGAAUACGGUGGAUUCAUACUAGCUGGUACAAGGGACUCGAUCGAAAAAGCGCGUUUGUUGAUCAACUUCCAAAUGGAUUAUUUCUAUGAUCUUGAAAAAAUGGAGAGCGAAAAGCUGGAGUUAAUGCGUAGUUUAUCUCAUGGUGGAGUGGACUCUGGUCCAGGCUACCCAGCUCGUGGUACGGCAGUCGGACGUUGGGGUGAACGUGGUGGUGUUGGGAAUUAUGGCCGUGGUGGUCGCGGACGCAGACCAGGUCGUGGUGGCCUGUUACAUCCUCCUGUUAGUGAUGUCAAUCAUGGACAUUAUACAGAUGAUGAAAAUAUUGGAAAUCCAAUCCCCUGUCGAGGUGCAAAACGUACGCCUCGUGAAACAUACGGUCACCGUAGUUCUGGUGGAAGAAUCCCACGUCAAAGUGGAAGAGGAAGUCGGCGAAUAGGAGGUCCAGGUCGCGAUUCUAAUUGGAAUAACCUCAUGAACAACAACGGGGAUGUCGCUGACCGUCGUCGAGGUUCAGGUGAUUCGGAUGUCUUGGAGUCUGACAACUUGCCUGAUGGUUUGUCUGCAGAACGAGCAAACGCUGGAAGACAUAACAGAGUAGGACGUCAUUCUCCAGCUCCAAAUGGAUUUUAUUCUGAUAGAGAACGUGGGGACGAAAGUGAGGAUACCCUUAAUCCUAGCAAUGAAAACAAUUUCCCUUGUGGUGAUGCGUCUUCUGAAGACGGCGGGGGUUGUUCAGUUGACAAUAUGCGCUCAAGACUGAAUAAAUAUGUACAUAGUCGUCGUAACAGUAAAUCACGUCCCCCACGUCGCUCACAUCCAGCUCGUCCCCAAAAUUCCGACCAGUGGGAUACCAAUUGUCAAUUCAACAACGUCGAUUCAUCUCUUGGUAGUCAGAAGUUACGUAGUGGUGGUCAGGGUAAUUAUUCUGCCAGACAGCAGUCGGCGCAAGUAGUAUAUCAGGAAUAGAGAUCCUUGGACACUUUUACUGGAUGUUUGUGUGUACCUCUUUAAGUUGAGUUAACGAAAAAACUUCAUGUAUUACAUUCUCAUAUCUUCAUUUCUUGUUGUUGUUUGAAUAUUGUUUCUUUUGUUACUUUCCCGGAGUUAUAUAUAUAUAUAUAUAUAUAUA
Molecule: messenger RNA, 2602 nt
Organism: Schistosoma intercalatum
Lineage: Eukaryota; Metazoa; Platyhelminthes; Trematoda; Strigeidida; Schistosomatidae
Source: the annotation of a GenBank genome assembly